AUGGCGUUUGCCUCGUGUUUCCUGAGCAGACCAGUGUCACAGAGGCUCUCCAUUGCGGACAAACCUGAAGAGCUGGCCGCAGAGAAGAUUUCACUGCUGGAAGUACUUAGCAAGGCACACUCCGCCAGAGUCGUUCCGAGCGGCCGAAAUCUCACUGUGAACGAUGACAUCACUUUAAGUGACGAUGAAGGAAGGUCGCAACCCAAACAAAAGCUGAAUAAACAGUACCUUGACGAAAUGGGCAUCUCUGAAGAACUUAAUGAGAUCACGUCUUCGACAGAUGCGAUCCUGCAUGAAGAUCACCAAUUUAGGGUGAAGCUGGAUGAUAUUCUGAGGCCGAAAGACCAUCAUGGCUGUGCCGAAAAGGUGACCAAAGCGAAAGAGGUGAAACUGCAGUCGGAGGAGAUGAAAGACGGUCAAUGUGUGGAGCACAAACGCGUGCAAAAGGAAAGUGAACUCGCAAACCUCAGAUUAUCAUUGAAACAACAGCAGGAAGAUUGCCUGAAUACCAUCAGGAUGGCCCAACUCAACAUUCGUGAGCUUGAAGAAGGACUCCGGCAGGCCCACAUGCAGUUGUCUCAGGAGCGUUGCACAAAUGCAGAGCUGCAGCAAAAACUCAAGAGUCAGGACUGCAAGCAACAGAGCAUGGAAGAGGACUACAAGAGAAGCAAACAUAAUGCGCUUGAUGUGGACCUCCAACAGGCUCACGCGCAGUUGUCUCAGGAACGCUGCACAAAUGCGCAGCUGCAGCAAAAACGAAAGAGUCACGACUGCAAGGAACAGACGACGGAAGAGGACUACAAGAGAACCAAGCAUAAUGAUGAGCAUCUGAGAACUGAUCUUGAGGUGGCCCAGGCGCACAGCAGCACCAAACAAAAGGACCUCAUUGAAGAGAACGAAGGCCUCAAUGAGCAGCUUGGAGAUAUUCGCCAAGAUCUCCGACCGACCAGUGACCACCAAAGUACCUUGGAAUGGAACGAUAUGAUUGCGGGAUUGAAGUGUGAGGUGACGCUAGCCAAUAUCCGACUGGCAGAGGCUGAGCAGCUUCGGUUGGAAAUGGAGAAGGCUUUGCUCCAUGAGAAGAAGGAACAGCAGCGACUUAGAAAGAAGCUUGCAAUUGAGAAGGCCAAUCAACAAGAGGCAUUGACCAAUCUGACCCGUAAGCUCUCCAAGGCGAAGGCAUAUGGCAACUCGAUGGAGAACGAGCUGCUGGAAAGAGAAGCCGAAUACAUCGAAGCUAUGAAAGAAAUGAAGGCGCAAGCGAGUCUUUUGGAGGAAAGAAAAAAAGAGCUGAUCAUUGCGUCGCAGAAACAGAAUGAAUUUCAGGCCGCGGUGGCGCAGGAGGCUGCGGCGGGACUGGAGCUUGACAACUUCAGGAUGGAAACUUGCGCAAAUCAACAUGCCAACACAUUCAAUGCACUUCAAAUGGAGGCUCAAGAAGAUGCAAGGCACUUUGACAACACGGAGAUCUGUCAAGAGAUAUCAGCUGAAGAUGUGGCCCGCCCGACACGUCGCAAAACUUCCUUGACUCCUUCAAACCUGAACUCAUCGCAUUCAGAGCCCCCACGUCCGUUGGCAGUGGAUGUAGAGGUCGAUGAUGAUGACGAUUACAUCUGGAGUGAUGGAAGCUGUGAGGCGAUAGCAGAUGGCGGCAGGACACCCGACCAGCAACCGGGCGGUCGCCGGCGGAGGGACUGGCAACGGGAGAGCGACCUGUUCCUGGAUCUGCAGCGAUGUGGGUUUCAGAUGCUGGAGCGGGAGCUCGGCACUCUGAACACCCGCCUCCAGAGCCUCCAGAUUUGCGUUCUCCCGCUGCUCACUUCCAUCGACGAGAACCUUCGGCAGAUUGCGCAGUCGCCGCCGAGCCCAGUCCGGUCCAGGUGGACUCUGAGAAGAAGAUGGGGCAGGUCGGGUGGUGAGGGGAGGAGAACGACCGGAGACAUGGAUAGUCUAAUUCCUGAUGAAUAAUAAAAGAAACGUACUUUUA
Molecule: messenger RNA, 1987 nt
Organism: Hippocampus zosterae (dwarf seahorse)
Lineage: Eukaryota; Metazoa; Chordata; Actinopteri; Syngnathiformes; Syngnathidae
Product: cytospin-A-like
Exons: 13
Coding region: 1-1968 (655 amino acids)
Source: RefSeq, a predicted model, not a curated record